Lutzomyia longipalpis is the source of this 1067-nucleotide messenger RNA. Its product is annotated as keratin-associated protein 19-2-like. Bases 209 to 853 code for a protein of 214 amino acids. Lineage: Eukaryota; Metazoa; Arthropoda; Insecta; Diptera; Psychodidae. The transcript is spliced from 3 exons. The record is from RefSeq and is a predicted model, not a curated record.
AUUUGUGGUAUUCGUUUCGUGGCUCCCAAGCAAAACGCAGUGCGAGAAAAGUGAAUUUUUUUCUUGCGAGAAAGGAAAAUAUUAAAAUUAGUGACACUGUAACACACUUUUUUGCCAUUUUUAUUAUCAUCGGUGGUGCUUUUGUUUCACUCUCUGUGAUUUAUUCGUCAUUUCCGGCCAAGGAAGAGAGACCUCAAAGUUCCCCAAGAUGUUGAAUACAAAAGUUUUCUGUCUCCUCGCUGUGUUCAUCUUUGUCGUAACCGCAGAAUCAGUUCCGAAAGAAACGAAACUGAGUGCGAAAACAGAAGAUCUGAAACCAGCAGAAAGUGGUCAAAUCUUUGACCUAGGAAGCUGGACAAAUAAGUAUCCUAGAUAUUAUGGAGGUGGGUAUGGUGGCUACGGGAAUAACUAUGGCGGAUGGAAUCGCUACCCUAGCUAUGGUGGCUACGGAGGCUACGGAGGUGGUAGCUAUGGAGGAUACCCAUAUGGCGGCGGCUACGGUGGCUACGGAAGCGGCUAUGGAGGCUACGGAGGCGGAUAUGGAGGGUAUGGGGGAUAUGGAGGAUACGGCAACACAGGCUUGGGUGGCUAUGGUGGAUACGGCACCAACUACCUGGGUGGUGGAUACGGUGGCUACGGAGGAUACGGCUCUGGCUUGGGCGGCUACGGCGGCUACGGCGGCUAUGGAGGUAAUGGGGGUUUAUCAAGCUAUUAUGGCUACAAUACGAAUGACUAUAGCGGUAAUCGAAAUAUCGGCUAUGGCUACCAACGAGGAACAAACAAUGAGGGUAUCUAUAGAAAUGCAUACGCGAAUCCCACAUCAGUUAUCGGACUGAGAGGUGCCUUUAAUUAGGAAAAACACACUACAAAACACUUUUAAAUUUUAGGUUUCUUUCAGUUCCUACUUUUUCUUUUUUUUUUUUAAAUUUCCCCAAUUUCAAAAUCAAACACUUUUUACAUUUUUUCGUUUCGAACAUAUUUUACAUCCUUCGAUAUUUUAUUAUUUAUCAAUGAGUAUGUAACAUUGUAAAUAAACAAUAAAACAUCCCAAAGACAAUCCAAAAAAA